Messenger RNA from Eublepharis macularius, 4260 nucleotides. It is a transcript of the gene TTC27, whose product is annotated as tetratricopeptide repeat domain 27. Bases 147 to 2690 code for a protein of 847 amino acids. The record is from RefSeq and is a predicted model, not a curated record. NCBI's taxonomy places the organism in Eukaryota, Metazoa, Chordata, Lepidosauria, Squamata, Eublepharidae. The transcript is spliced from 20 exons. Gene Ontology annotation, molecular function: protein binding.
UCCCAGCGGCCGGUGGUUACACAUGGGUUAGGCUGGCUAUAGGGCGGAGGGUCUUGUCGCUCGUUGAAAGAAGGGACCGCAGAGGCGACAGCACCGUCGCCGUUGUGCUGAGGCACCUGGGGAAGUUUGAAGAGAGUGCCGGGAAAAUGCGAGCUCUGGAGCGCGUGCUGCUGAGGGGCUUUCCUAGUGCAGCGGAGUCGCCACGGUGGAAACAGAACGAGGGUGUUUCGGCGGCCGAAAGUGGGUCCUUGUUGCAAUUGCUGUUGGAAGGGAAGUAUGAAGCUGUUUUAUUAAGUAAAGCAGUUCAGAAUAUCUUUACAACACCUGCAACUGCCAAAGAAGAGAACUUUGACACCUAUUUAGAAAAACAGAUUCAAGUUUAUCUGGACUGUUCUUCUGUAAAUGUUGAUAAUCUGGAAAGGCAAAGUGUGGUGUUUCUACUUGGUGUGGGAAGUUUGCAAUUGUUUGUUCAGAGCAACUGGACUGGCCCUCCUGUUGAACUGCAACUUCAGGACUUCCUGCCAUCUGAAUUACUACAACAGUAUGCCAAGCCUAGUGCACUGUCUACAGCUAUUCUGAGCAUGCUGGUUCUAGAUGGUGAAUCAAUCUACAGCCUGACCUCCCACACUGUCUUGCUGAUGCUAGCUAGAGCAGCACUUGUGAGCUUAAGACAUAAGCUUGAAGCUAUACAGACUCUUCCUUGGUGGACUCUGCGAUGUGUGAACAUCCAUCAGCAGUUGUUAGAAGAGAGAUCUCCUGAACUUUUUGCUGUUGCCCAUGCCUGUAUACAGCAAGUAUUGGAAAUGGAGGCUUUGUUCACUGAUGAUGAAUGCUGGCAUCUUGCUGUUCAAUUCCAUCUAGAGUGUGCUUACACAUUUUUGAAUUUUUUUGAGUAUAAAAAAGCCAAACAACACUUCCUUGCAGCAAAAGAUAUGACCAAGUUACAGAUUGAUUUGACAGGUGUUCUGGGGAAAAGGACACGAUUCCAGGAAAAAUGUGUAGCACAGCUUAUAUUAGAUGUUCAAAGGAAAGAUAACGUCCUUCUUCGUCACCAUGAGCUUAGUCCAGCACCUACGCCAUUAGAAAAUUUAGCACAGAAUUGUGCUCUGGAUGAUGACACGGUGCUAAAUGAAAUAAAGUUUGCAGAUACUCAUCCGAAACAGAUGCCUGACUUGUGUGCAGAAGAGCUUGCUGUUAUCCUUGGAAUUUGCAUAGACUUUCAGAAAAACAAUCCAGUCCAUAAACUCACUGAAGAGGAGCUGCUUGCUUUUACAUCAUGUCUUCUUUCACAACCAAAGUUCUGGGCAAUUCAAACUUCUGCUCUGCUUCUCAGGACAAAACUUGAGAGAGGAAGUAUUCGUCGAGUAGAACGAGCAUUGAAGCAGACUCAGGCUCUUGCAGAUCAAUUUGAAGACAAGAAGACAUCAGUUUGUGAACGUAUGAAACUUUUUUAUAGUUGCCACGUUCCUCCACGCUGGACUAUACAGCACCAGCUUGCAAGCUUACUCUUUGACCUUGGAUGUACCAGUUCAGCUCUUCAGAUCUUUGAGAAGCUUGAAAUGUGGGAGGAUGUAGUUAUCUGUUACGAAAGAGCAGGACAGCAUGGAAAGGCAGAAGAAAUCUUGAGACAAGAAAUAGAGAAAAAAGAAACACCUGGAUUAUAUUGCUUGCUUGGAGAUGUCCUUAAAGAUCAUUUUUAUUAUGACAAGGCUUGGGAAUUGUCAAAGUAUCGCAGUGCAAGAGCUCAGCGUUCCAAGGGUCUUCUCCACCUUCGCAACAAAAAUUUCAAGGAGUGUAUAGAGUGCUUUGAGCUCUCAGUACAGAUUAACCCUAUGCAGUUGGGGGUGUGGUUUUCCUUGGGUUGUGCUUACUUAGCUUUGGAAGAUUAUGAAGGUGCAGCCAGAGCAUUUCAACGCUGUGUGAUGUUGGAACCUGAUAAUGCUGAGGCUUGGAACAAUUUAUCAACUGCAUAUAUCAGAUUAAAGCAGAAGAUCAAAGCAUUCCGGACCCUUCAGGAAGCUCUCAAGUGUAAUUAUGAACACUGGCAGAUUUGGGAAAAUUAUAUUCUUACCAGUACAGACAUUGGAGAGUUUUCAGAAGCUAUAAAAGCUUAUCACAGGCUUAUGGAUUUACAAGAAAAGUACAAAGAUAUCCAGGUGCUUAAGAUACUGGUGAAGGCAGUGAUGGAUGGAGUGGCUGAUCGACAUGGAGAGACAGCAGCAGGAUUAAAGGCAAAAUUGCAGGCACUCUUUGGCAGAGUGACUUCUAGAGUGACAAGUGAUGGAGAAAUCUGGAAGCUAUAUGCAAGACUCUAUGAGAAUGGGCAGAGUGAUAAUUCUGAAGACAUUGAAAAGGCAUUGCAGUAUCUCACCAAAGCACAUAAAUGUGAAAUCCAAUCAAGGGACUGGGACAAAAAUAUUUUAUCUUUUAAGGAGGUGACAAAAGAUGCUAUAGAGCUUGCACAUGUGGCAAUAAAAUGCAGCAGAACCAAGUCUAAUCACCAAGAAGCACUGCAAAUACUUUCCUCAGCUCGACUCAACUUGCGUAGUCUGGCAGCCAAAGCCAAGCAGCUUUUUGCAGACGCAGUUAAUGCUGAAGUUUCCGACGUUCUAGCUGAAGAAGUGACAGCGAUGGAGAACCUGAUAGUUGAAUUGCAAGAACUUAGCAAUCAGCUAAGGAAUCAGACCUGAAAAAAAUAAGAUCCAGUUUCCUAGAAGGAGAGGAGGGGUGACUGCUCUUCAUUUACUAUAGUUUGUUCUAAUUAGCUUGCACUACCAAUACGACCAAGCUGUUUUCUAAUAAAUAUUUCAAUGUAUAACAUAAAACUUUAAUUGAGGCAUUGCUAAGAUAGUUCUGUCUUUUUAAGGCCAUGUUUAUUCAUUCUCGAGUUGGGUAUUUGUGUGAUUUUUCUGCUGCCCUAGGUUUUAUUAGAACAAAAUGGAUGGGUUUUUAUUUAGAAAGUCUUUAUAUAGGAUUAGUUCUGCUUGAGUGCAACCCAUAAUUGGCUCCUGUCCAUAGCAGUGCAUGUCGCAGAUAGGAAAGAUUAAAGAAUGCUUGUGAUGUUAGAGACGAAAGCAAGAGAGACUUUUAUUUUAAUUGUGGAAGAAGGUUGAAAACACAGAAAAUUCCAGAAAAAUUCUAAUCUUUCUAAAUGUCUGUCUUCUGCCAGUUUAAAAGAAAAGUAAUGCUACAGUCAGCCCCAGUGGCUGUAUUUCCUUAGAGAUGUUGUGUUCACAGGAAAUGGGCAACACUAUCCUGUAGACACAGUGGCAGCACAAAGUAGCUUGCAUAUUAGUUCCCUAUUUCUGUUGCUUUGCUUGCUGGGAAAUUAUAUGCAUCCUUCAGCACCCUCACAAUGCCAUCCAUCCAUGGUCCCUCUUCCCUAAGACUAUUUUGCAAACAUUGGCAUGGCAACCUUAAUAACAUCUGCUACAUCUACCUGGAGAUUCAGCUCAGCUUUGCCCUACAAAUUGGGUCCUUACGCUGUAAGUCAAAUUUCUUCCUGCACGUCCUGUCAGGUUUAUGUGAAAGCAGGAGUUUGAGGUGAGAAUCUCCACCAAUGAAGCUGUGUUUUUAAUGUAUUAGAACAAGAUUCGAUCUUUCUAGGUCAGAACAAGGGGCUAUUAGUCAAGCAUUCUGUCUGUAAUAGUGGCCUGUCAGCCACCCCUAGGAAGCUUCCCUUUGAAAUGAAAGUGUCUUUUUUGGCUAUUUCCUCUUUCCUGCUUCUGUUUUAAAGCUGCUAGGGAUUGUGGUCAUCACCACAUUAUAGCCAAUUCUACAAGUUAAUAAUGCAUUAUGUGAAGCAGAGCUGCCUUUUUGGUCCUGAACAUAAUGACCAUUCCCACAAGUUGAUCUGUGUAAAGGAUCUUUCUGCUUUUUCUUGGAUCUUAACCUUCCUUUCCAUACAUGGUAGGCAUUUCUGUGAGUGAAAAGGGGAAGGCAAUUUUUGCCUAAUUCUCUCCCUUCUAGCCUUCACUUUAAUCCCCAGGAUGACCAUAGAGCCCCACUGAGUCAUGGAGGCACAAUUUUGGAAGGCAUGAAAGACUCCAUGGGGAGGAGUGGAAGUUGCUAUUUAUGCACUGUAGUUCAGUUCAUACUGCAUAGAAUCCAAGCCACUGUUCAUAAAUAAAUUAGCUUUUUUACAUAACUCUUGUUAUAGAAAACAACAAAAUAUUAACAAAUAUCAUAAAUAGUAAAAUAAAACAAUCCAUAACAUUUACAGAGUUAAAUGACCAGCCUUAUAAAACAUCCAUGCAACUC